UAAGUUGCACCACAACCAGCCGCCCGCCAGUGUCUCGUGCCUUCACGCUCAUUAGCUACAAGCCAGCUGUACGGGAUCUGUAGAAACGGGAUGUUAGCGCUACCGGGAGGAUGAACUCCACUGAAGACGUAACGCUGGCAGUCAUGCCCCGCGAGCUCACCCAGAACCCGCUGCGGAAGAUCUGGAUGCCGUGUAAGAACGGUCUUCCGGAUAAACACAUUUCUCAGAGGAGAGUAUGCAUGACCAACUGUCCUACCCUCAUUGUGACUGUGGGAUUGCCGGCCAGGGGAAAAACCUACAUUUCUAAGAAACUCACUCGCUACCUCAACUGGAUUGGUGUACCGACUAAAGAGUUUAAUGUUGGGCAGUAUCGGAGGGAGUGCGUGAAAAUAUACAAGAACUUCGAGUUCUUCCGCCCUGACAAUGAAGAGGGGCUAAAGAUCAGGAAGCAGUGUGCUCUGACUGCGCUGAACGAUGUCAGACAGUACCUCAGUGUGGAAGGAGGACAAGUGGCUGUAUUUGAUGCCACUAACACUACAAGAGAGAGGAGGGGGAUGAUUAUGAGGUUUGCAGAGCAAAAUGGCUACAAGGUGUUUUUUGUGGAGUCUGUUUGUGAAGACCCUGAAGUUAUUGCCCAGAACAUUGUACAGGUGAAGUUGGGCAGUCCAGACUACAUUGACUGCAACACUGAAGAGGCCGUUCAGGACUUCAUGAAGAGGAUCAAAUGUUAUGAAAACUCUUAUCAGCCACUGGAUGAGAUUUUAGACAGGGAGCUGUCCUACAUUAAAGUGAUGGAUGUGGGUCGACGAUAUUUAGUAAAUCGUGUGCAGGAUCACAUUCAGAGCCGGAUUGUGUAUUACCUGAUGAACAUCCACAUCACUCCACGCUCCAUCUACCUCUGUCGACACGGAGAGAGCGAUCUUAACAUCAGAGGACGCAUUGGUGGGGAUUCAGGCCUGUCAACCCGAGGGAAAGAGUUUGCACAUUGUCUAGGAAAAUUCAUUCAGGAUCAGAAUAUAAAAGAUCUGAAAGUUUGGACCAGUCAGAUGAAACGAACCAUCCAAACAGCCGAGGCUCUGGGUGUUCAGUAUGAACAGUGGAAAGCUCUCAAUGAAAUUGAUGCUGGAGUAUGUGAAGAGAUGAGGUAUGAAGAGAUCCAGGAACAUUACCCACUGGAGUUUGCUCUGCGUGACCAGGACAAGUAUCGCUACCGUUACCCUAAAGGAGAGUCGUAUGAGGACCUGGUACAGCGUCUGGAGCCGGUGAUCAUGGAGUUGGAAAGGCAGGAGAAUGUUCUGGUCAUCUGCCACCAGGCUGUGAUGCGCUGCCUUCUCGCUUACUUCUUGGACAAAAGCGCAGAUGAGUUGCCUUAUCUGAAAUGUCCCCUACACACCGUGCUGAAGCUGACCCCAGUGGCUUAUGGAUGUAAAGUACAGUCCAUCUAUCUCAAUGUGGAGGCAGUGAACACCCACAGGGACAAACCCGAGAAUGUCAAUAUUUCCCGUCUGUCGGAGGAAGCUCUUUUCACAGUCCCGGCCCACCAGUAACCCACAUAUCUCAGACACCGCACACAGCCGUCAGACACCAGACCCUCUUCACCUGAUCAGCACUCCUGCUUCAUUAGUCUUAUUUUGUAGAUCUUUUUUGUUGUUGUUGAUCCUGAAGCAUACAGAAUAUGCAUGAUUUGAUUAUUUUUUCUUAUUAGUGUUAAAAGUGAUGACUGGAAUCCAGUUCUUUGAGUAUAAACCCUAGUUUUGCGGGGUGAGUGUGUUUACAUGAGUGUCAUUUUGCAAACUUAAUGCCAGUGCAGAAUGGAUGUGAAGAUCAUUUUUGGGGACAAAAGUUUUCUAUUUUUUUUUCCCAAUAUAUUUUGUUUCCAAGAUUUUUUUUCUUAAGUAUUGUUGUUUUUGUUUUGUUUUUUCUUUGACUGAUUUCAUACAUUCCUUGAAGAAAUAUUGUACGUCCCUCUUGGGAAGACUUGUGUACUAUUUCUAUUUGUUAAUAGCACUUUCUUACCUUUUUGUUUCUUUCCUUUUCUUGUCUUUUUUUGGUAAUGGUGAUGUUGGUGGCGAUGGUGGGGGUAUAGUGAAAUACACUGUGCAACACAAACCAAAGUCUAUUGAAGACUUCUAUAAGCUCAGUAAGUUUUAUUCAUUCCUCUAUUCAGUCUAAAUUAAUAUUUAAAUCCCAAAGAGCAAAAAAAAAAAAAAAAAUAAAAAUAAGCAGUUGAGGCUAAAUGUGCUGAUUUCACGUUUUAGCAAGCCACCGUAAAAGUGUAUUGGUCAGAUUUUGACCGGUGGCUGGUAUUUAAAGUAAUGCUAAUUUGGUUAAAGGGUUUGCUGGUAUGUGGCGCUAGUGUUGCUAAUAGUAAUUGUUUCCUGGAAGUUGUGUAUCUUUUUAUGUUUUCUUUGAAAUCUCAUUAGAACAGUAUGUAAAAAUGAUUUUCAAUGUUUAACCAACUUUAUUAAUGUCUUACUGAACCUUCAACUGGUGUAGAAUUUUAAAUCAUCUCUAACUUUUUUUUCUGCAAUCGAUAAAAAAAAAAUCAGAUUGCAUAAUAUUUCAGUAACAUCAGAAUGUGAUGUGAAUGUGGCUCCAUUUUCUACUCCAGUAAUUUCAUACUGCACAGAUGAAUGCAAUAUAUUUAUUUCAUGAGCACUUUUCAUUGUAAGCAGAAAGAAAUGGGAGAGCCUAGUGUUCUGUGUCAAUGUGUAAAUACCUGUAAAUCUGUGAAUAUUUAUAAAGUGAUUCUCAGCAGAUAACAGUAGCAUGCAUUAACUGCUGUUAGAUUAAUGCCUGGAUACACUAAGCUGAUACUGUCAUAAUGUUUAAAAUAUGCUACUGGUGAUCCCACACCUGUGUGCUGUUCAAAAUCAUUCAACGUGUGACUGCACUUUUACAUAAGUUAAACAUUUGUGUUGAACAGAAAAAUAAAAACAGCUUGGUUUCUGCUGUUGCCUCUACAGAGGUGCAUGAAUCACUCCAGAAUCUCUCAUAGUGAAGAUGAUCAAAGUGAAUCUUUGAACAAAAAUAACAUACAUUUCUACUGUUCAUCUUUGCUAUGUCACUCAAUCUGUUAGUCUCAAUUAUAUUAAUUAUUGUGUAAUUUUCUUAAUCCAGAGUUUAGACGCACAAUUUGUUUAAGCGAUUUUAGUCUUUGGUCCAGUUUUCAAAAGAAAAAGACUUAUAUCUGUUCAGUUUUCAAAGUAGAUGUGAUUAAACUGGUCCAUGCGAAACAUACUACUCUUUAUAUUCAUUUGUUUGUAUUAUAUUUUUGUGUAAAGUAUUUUUGCGUUGUUAAGUGCUAAUGUUCAAGUUCUGAUUAAAAAACACUCAUGAUACACAA
This is a messenger RNA of Astyanax mexicanus (Mexican tetra), 3346 nucleotides long. RefSeq names its product 6-phosphofructo-2-kinase/fructose-2,6-biphosphatase 4b (gene pfkfb4b). Gene Ontology annotation, molecular function: fructose-2,6-bisphosphate 2-phosphatase activity; 6-phosphofructo-2-kinase activity; ATP binding. Lineage: Eukaryota; Metazoa; Chordata; Actinopteri; Characiformes; Acestrorhamphidae. Gene Ontology annotation, cellular component: cytosol. The transcript has 14 exons. Gene Ontology annotation, biological process: fructose 2,6-bisphosphate metabolic process; fructose metabolic process. The record is from RefSeq and is a predicted model, not a curated record. Bases 111 to 1547 code for a protein of 478 amino acids.